GCUCGAGAGCGCCGCGCCCGCCGCCGACCGCCCCGCGCCGCUCCUGGCUCCCCAGCGCCUCGCCGUCCCGCAGCGCCCAUGGCGCCCGCCAGCUUCGUCGGCCGCGCCGUGCAGGACUUCCCGCUCGAGGUCGCGGGCGCCACGGGUGGCGCCGAGCGGACGACGCUGCGCGGACUGCAGUCGGCCGCAGGGCUCCCGGUCGUGGUGGACUUCUUCGCCCCGUGGUGCAAGGCCUGCCCCGCGGCGGCGAAGCACCUGGACGCCCUGGCGUCGGGCGAGUACGCGGGGCGCUGCCUCUUCCUCCUGGUGUGCGUCGACGGCGGUCUGGACGAGGCCCGCGAGUGGACGGCCUUGAACGGCAUCACCUCCUGCACGGUCGCCGCCGCGGACGACGACGAGGAUCUGAUGGCGAGGCUCGGGGUGAAGGGCCUCCCGCACCAGGCGCUGAUCGCCAGCGACGGCGUCGUGUUCAGGAACUACGACGUGCAGCUCCCAGCGGACCUCGACGCGCUGCUCGGGGGUGCAGCGUCAGAGCUGUCGGCCCCCAAACCUGCGAACUUCGCCGACGUGUCGGCUCGGUUCCGCGAGCUGCAGAAGGACGAGCCCAUCCUCAAGGAGAACCCGAGUCGGUGGGUGAUGUUCCCGAUCCAGCACUCGGACAUCUGGGAGAUGUACAAGAAGCACGAGGCCUCGUUCUGGACUGCGGAGGAGAUCGACCUCGCGCAGGACAACAGGGACUGGGACAACCUCACGGCGUCCGAGCAGCACUUCGUGAAGCACGUGCUAGCGUUCUUCGCCGCCUCCGACGGCAUCGUGCUGGAGAACCUGGCGGCCCAGUUCACCAAUGAGGUGCAGCUGCCGGAGGCCCGUGCCUUCUAUGGCUUCCAGAUGGCCAUGGAGAACAUCCACUCGGAGACGUACUCGCUGCUGAUCGAGCAGUACAUCCGGGACCCCGCCGAGAAGGAGAAGGUCUUCGACGCGAUCCACACCAUGCCGCCCAUCAGGCAGAAGGCCGAGUGGGCAGUGCAGUGGAUGAGCCCAGAGAAGACCAGCUUCGCCGAGCGCGUCAUCGCCUUCGCGGCCGUGGAGGGAAUUCUGUUCAGUGGCUCGUUCUGCGCCAUCUACUGGCUCAAGAAGCGCGGCUUGAUGCCGGGCCUCACCUUCUCCAACGAGCUGAUCUCGCGCGACGAGGGCCUGCACACCGAGUUCGCGUGCCUCAUCUACAGCAAGCUGGAGAACAAGCUCCCCGAGGAGGUGGUCCAUGGCAUCAUCCGCGGCGCGGUGGAGACGGAGCGUCACUUCAUCUGCGAGGCACUCUCUUGCGACCUCAUCGGCAUGAACAGCGAGACGAUGACCCGGUACAUCGAGUUCGUGGCGGACCGCCUCCUGUCGGCGCUCGGCUGUUCGAAGUUGUACGGCGUCUCCAACCCCUUCGAUUGGAUGGAGCUCAUCUCGCUCCAGGGCAAGACCAACUUCUUCGAGAAGCGCGUCGGCGACUACCAGAAGGCUGGUGUGAUGUCAUCGACGGCCGCGGGAGGCGAGGAGGCCAAGGGCUUCGCCCUGGACGUGGACUUCUGAGCAGCGCUGGAGGGGCGCCGCAGGGAGAGCGAGAGGCGCGACGGGGGAGCGGGCGGUCGACGAGCCGAGCGUUUGCUGCUUCGCAGCGGCGCAGCCAGCGGGGCGAGCAUCCGACGUCCGUGCUCGCGGCCGGAACUGAUUUAGAAGCUGGCCCCCCCCCCCAAUGGCGGGGGCCCUCGGGAAGUGCAGGGGGGGUGUUGCACGCGGCUUCGCGGACGGCCAGCUCGGGCGUGGGGUGCCUGGCGACGGUCGAGGGUGCAA
Prorocentrum cordatum is the source of this 1839-nucleotide messenger RNA. The record is from the annotation of a GenBank genome assembly. Lineage: Eukaryota; Dinophyceae; Prorocentrales; Prorocentraceae.